Oppiella nova is the source of this 2998-nucleotide messenger RNA. The record is from the annotation of a GenBank genome assembly. Lineage: Eukaryota; Metazoa; Arthropoda; Arachnida; Sarcoptiformes; Oppiidae.
AUGCUCGAUAAGAGGGGAAAGGGACCACGAAUUGGGGAUCUCUUGCGACACAAAACAUUUGACAGUAAGAGAUCCCGGUCUUCAUUCGGUGCCAUAAAUCCCAUCUCUCAGUCGCCAAAUCAAAAAAUAUUAGAUAUACUUAAAAUAGUUUUCGGGAAUAAUUGUAAAUCAUUUACAGCCAUAAGACGAGAGGACGCGUCGGUAUGGGAAAGGAGGGCUCCGUUGGCACCCCUUCACGUCAGACAAUUGGUGAAGAAAGGAGUCAAAGUGAUAGUACAGCCGUCCAACAGAAGGGCCUAUCCUUUGCAGGCCUACGUUCAGGCGGGGGCUGUCAUCCAAGAGGACAUCAGUGAAGCGCCGGUUAUUAUUGGUGUUAAACAAGUGCCCAUCGAUUCAUUGCUACCCAACAAGACAUAUGCCUUCUUCUCGCACACCAUCAAAGCUCAAGAGGCAAAUAUGCCACUCCUUGACGCCAUCCUCGACAGAAACAUCAGACUUAUCGAUUACGAGAAAAUGGUCGACAAUUCUCAAAGAGUGGUGGCUUUCGGCAGAUUUGCGGGAAUCGCGGGAAUGAUUGAUAUAAUGCAUGGAUUAGGACUAAGACUGUUAGCACUGGGACAUCACACCCCGUUCAUGCAUAUAGGACCGGCACAUAACUACCGCAACAGCGGAAUGGCUAAACAGGCCAUUAGAGACACUGGCUAUGAGAUAGCACUGGCUAUGAUGCCACGAUCUCUCGGGCCCCUGACUUUCAUAUUCACGGGCUCCGGCAAUGUAUCUCAAGGAGCGCAGGAGAUAUUCCAAGAGUUACCGUACGAGUACGUGGAUGUGAAGGACCUGAGCAAAGUGGCUCAGUUGGGUCAGCCCACCAAAGUGUACGGCUCUAUCGUCACUCGCGCUGACCAUUGGGUCCGCAAAGACGGCGGUGACUUUGAUCCCGAGGAGGCAAACCUGCAUCCGGAGAGGUAUUACUCGAACUUCGCCACAGAGAUAGCCCCACACGCUUCAGUAAUUGUCAAUGGGAUCUAUUGGUCACUCAAUUCACCCAAGCUCUUGACUAUACCGGACGCCAAACGACUACUUCAACCCCAGUAUACGCCAUGGCUUCCCAUAUCAGUGGGAUCGCCAGCACUGCCGCACAGACUGAUUGCCAUCUGCGACAUCAGUGCAGAUCCGGGCGGAUCCGUUGAAUUCAUGACUGAGUGCACGACAAUUGAUAAUCCGUUUUGUCUCUACGACGCCGACUAUAACAAACACAGCACUGAUUUUGCAGGCCCUGGAGUUCUGGUUUGUUCAAUAGAUAAUAUGCCGACACAACUGCCAUUAGAGUCGACCCAAUCGUUUGGAGAUCUCCUCAAACCAUAUAUCGAUGAUAUCGUUAAUUCUGAUGCAACACAACCUUUCGAUAAAACAAGCUUCGGAUCCGUUGUCAAGAGCGCCUGCAUUACGAGCAACGGUAGUCUUACCCCUAAUUUUGAAUAUAUAAUGGAUUUGCGACAGAAGAAAGAUUCAGUGAUUUCCACCAAAAAGAGAUCAUCCAAUGAGAAACAUGUUUUGGUUUUGGGCGCCGGCUAUGUGUCGGCACCACUCGUGGAACUGCUCACUCGAAACCCGAACAUUGAUGUGACGGUCGCCGCAGACUUACAGGGACCGGGCGAUGAAUUGAUCAAAAAGGCCAACAAAUCCAACGCCCACUCCAUUGUGAUUGAUGUGACGAAAAAUAGCGAACAUUUGGAUAAAUUGAUUGAGGAAUCAGAUCUUGUGGUCAGUCUUCUCCCCUAUUCAUUGCACCCAAACAUAGCCGAGAAAUGCAUUCGUAUGAAGACUAAUAUGGUUACCGCCAGUUAUACGACCCCUCAGAUGAGGGAACUGAACGCAGCGGCCACUGCGGCCGGCAUUACCAUUGUCAACGAAGUAGGUCUUGAUCCGGGUAUUGACCAUCUGUUGGCCAUGGAGUGCUUCGAUCACGUCCACUCCAAUGGUGGCAAAAUCACAUCAUUUGUGUCAUAUUGCGGAGGAAUACCAGUGCCAGAGAACGCCGACAACCCAUUGAGAUAUAAGUUCAGUUGGAACCCGAGGGGAGUCAUACUAAACAGUGUGGCCGCAGCCAAAUGGAUAGAGAACAAUGAGGUAAAGGAGAUCCCGGCCGGUGGUGCCCUUAUGGACCACAAGACUGACAUCGACUUCUUGCACGGAUAUAAUCUCGAAGGCUAUCCAAACAGAGACUCAACUAUUUAUAAAGAUAUUUAUGGCAUAUCUUCUGCAAAGACUGUACUUCGAGGAACUCUGAGAUAUAAAGGUUUUUGUGAUGUAAUGAAAGGCUUACAUCUCAUGAAUUUAUUGGACACAACACCUCAUCCAUCACUUCAUCCCAAUGGACCGGAUAUAACAUGGAAACAGUUUAUGACUAAUCAAUUGGGACAUCACGACGACAUCCUCCCCUCAAACCUGAAGAAUCUGCUCUUUGAAAGGGUUGGCAACGAAAUGAGAGUCGAUUCCAUCGAGAAGUUGGGUCUUCUGGAAGAGGAAUUGAUCGCAAAACUUAAUACACCAAUCGAUACCAUCACUCACUUCUUGGCCAACAAGCUGUCGUAUAAGUCGAACGAAAGGGAUAUCAUAAUAAUGAGACAUAAUAUCGGUAUUGAAUGGCCGGACGGUACUCGCGAGGAGAAACACAUAAAUUUUGUGGUCUAUGGCGAUCCCAAUGGACACUCAGCUAUGGCUAAAACGGUUGGAUAUCCGGCCGGAAUCGCUGCUAAUAUGGUAUUAAACGGCGAAAUACAGACCAAAGGAGUGAUCGCACCCAUGACGUCGGAAAUAUAUCACCCGAUGCUUAUGAGACUACACGACGAGGGCAUCCUAUCCAGUGAGACCUCAACUAAAUUAUAAGCUAUUAUUUAUAUUAUUUAAAAAAUACAAAUAAAAGUUUGUUGGUUUAUAUUCAAAAAUGAAAUUCUUGUGUAUAAUCUUGUAGUAAGUUAAACACUUUUGUGGCACA